Rhagoletis zephyria (snowberry fruit fly) is the source of this 2083-nucleotide messenger RNA. RefSeq lists its product as uncharacterized. Lineage: Eukaryota; Metazoa; Arthropoda; Insecta; Diptera; Tephritidae. The record is from RefSeq and is a predicted model, not a curated record.
CCCGUGACUAUGCCUAUGAUUUAAGUUCAAAAAGUUAUGGUGAAAUGAAUUCCAAUCUUCACUUGCAGCUAUUUCGUGCAUAUGUUGCACGACAUACAAAUAAAACAAAAGCAGCGUGCCAGGAAAGUACAAACAUCUUCUGGAGAGAUGCUAAAAAAACUUGUACAGACAAAACUGAUUUCGAAAGCAUUAUUUUAAAUAAAAUUAAAGAGCUAAAGCAGUCAACGACAAAAGUUAAGAUCGCCAAUAUUGCCCAGUACUUCCAACACCCCAAUGAAAAGAACAAUGAUAAAGAAACGCCUCAACUGAACGAUAGUUCUACCCCCGCAAUUGAACCCGACUGCAGCCAGAGUGAAACCGCAGACGUAGUUCAAAAUAGCAAGGACUCUGAAGAGUUUACUACGCCAAUUUGUCGUAAUACCCCAGCGCAGGACGUUCUGCGGAAUCAAAUUUCUUUACUGAAAGCUGAAUACAAUGUGGCAUUGCUCCGUGGAAAAUCAAACGAAAUUUCUAAAAUCAAAAAACGUAUUGAGUCUUGUAAAAAACAUCUCCGAAGAAAAAAGCUUCACGCUAUUCACUCCAAAAAGCAUAGGUUAACUCUUAAAUCGAAACUAGCAGAAAUAAGUGCAAAUAAUGUCGACGCAGCCAAUGUAACACAUAGUACUCCAGGCCGUCCUCGUAUUGAAUGUAAGCAGCCUGAGUUACUCAAAACAAUUGUCGACAUAGCCAUGUUUGGUGCUUCUGCCAACGAACGUCGGCGAAGUGAAAUUGUACGGAGUUGUCAAACCUUAAGCGACCUUCAUGAAAAAUUGUUACAUCUCGGUUACCAAAUAUCUAGAAGCGCGACAUAUUUGCGAUUAAUGCCAAAAAAUUGUAAAACGUCGGAAGGAAAAAAGCACGUUGUUACCGUACCUGUUAAAUUGAGUCGGCCAGAGGCUGAUCAUCACAAAAGCCAUUUGGACCAGCACUUCUGUGUCGCUACAAUUAGAUCGUUGGAAACGCUGGCAAGUAUUCUAGGCCCGCUGCAAGCAUGCUUUCUAUCGCAAGAUGAUAAAGCUCGUGUACCAAUAGGUUUAGCAGCUGCUAACAAGCAGGCACCUGUCUUAAUGCAUAUGGAGUACCGCGUUUCGCUUCCUGAUCACGAUUGGAUGAUAGCCGCCAGACACAAGUUGAUACCUAGCGUUUAUGCUGCAUGUGUAAUACAAAAUGGUGAAAUAGGACGUCCGGAAGCAGUAACCUACUCUGGACCAUCUUAUAUUGCCAUCAGAAGUGGAAAGCACUCGUCAUCGACCGCAUCCACACAUGCAUUUGAUUUUGAAAAACUUAUCACAUUAACUCAAUUCCGAAAUGUCAUAAAAGAUAAUUGUGGACGUGUUAAGCCGGUUAUUUUUGUGUCUUCUGACGGAGGCCCGGAUGAAAAUCCUAGAUACCCCAAGGUGGUUGCACAUGCAAUUCAUCACUUUCAAAAACAUGACCUCGACGCUAUUUUUAUAUUCACAAACGCACCUGGUAGAAGCGCCUUUAAUAGGGUUGAACGCAGAAUGGCUCCAUUAAGUCGGGAAUUGGCGGGGGUAAUACUACCUCACGAUUCUUUCGGCAACCAUCUAGAUGGAAAUGGGAAAACUGUUGAUCCAACAUUAGAGAAGAUAAAUUUUCGUAAAGCUGGUGAGGUGUUAGCUGAAAUAUGGAGUGGUAUGGUCAUCGACAGCUACGAAGUAUUUGCAGAGUACAUUGAAGCAGAUGCUAGAGCUGAAAAUUUUGUUCCGGUAUUACCAUGUACUAAGUGGUACAGCACACACGUUCGAGAAAGUCAGUAUAUGCUUCAAAUAGUUAAAUGCACUAAUAUAUAUUGCUGUGGGCAAAUGCGGAGCUCCCGACUAAAAAAUUUUACAUCACCGCUUUUUACCUCCUCCAUACCCUCUUCUGCAAACACCUAGUGGUCUAAUUGUCCCAAAACCUGACGCGCAUGAUGGAAAACAUUUCGCGCCUUUACUUUUAAGACUAUCGUUGGGAUCGAAACAUUUAAAUUUUGAUAUAAAUAAAAUGGCCUACGACUUCUUUUGUCCAACCAUAAAAGGGUUGA